CGCUUAGUUUGCAUUUCCAGCUUUUUUUAGGCAAAGAAAAUGUGUUCCUAUUCCCAAACUGUUAUAUAAGCACAUCUGGAUAUUAACUGUUUUUACACAACAAAGGCUAGGCUAUGAUUCAAACAUAUUCUUGACAAAUACAUAUUCAUUUUUGUUUGUUUGGCUUGUUGGGCUAUUUAUGCAGAACAACAAAUCAGUGCAAAACCAUAAAAGAUACAUUUGUCACUGUCCUGCUGUGAAAACCAUGUAUUUGCAAAACAUCAACAUUUUUUUUAUCACUUAUUAAAAACAGGCUGUGUUCCGCUUUGCGACAAUACACUUAUCACAUUAUCCAUAUCUUUUAAUUGUUUAUUUAACUGAAUUGGUCAAUAGGAAAUCAUCUCAUCUGGAUAUACAUGGGUGUCUUUGGAAAGCGCAGACAUUUGUACAUAGUUAAUUGGUUGACAACAUUGCCAUGGAUACUCAUGUUAUGAUGAAGACUCUCUGGAUAAACAUACAGUGCAUACUUAUCACUUUUCUGUUUGGAUAGUCUUUUCAUGUGGGAAAAUGGAAAAUUAUAAAACGCAUUCAUUCUUUGAAAAAGCUCACAUCUUCCAUUGCGCAUCCCAGUGUGUGUUGGUGUCCAUUUGUGUGUGAGGGAUUUGACAGGCAGCAUGCAAAACACCACAAACAAAUACUGUUUAUAAACCAUGCAAACUUUGUGGGCAGCUGAGCUCGAUACCGAAGAAAGCUAUUAAAAGAAAAUCCUGCAUGGGCCAGCUAAUGUUCCUCUAUCUCGGCAGCAGUCUGAGGCAAAAUGUUUUCAGGUGGCAAGUUAAAUGAAGUUAUUGCUCAAACAGUUUUCAGUCAUGAUGUCACUGCCUUCUUAGAUGCACAUAAAAAAAUAGGCUGUAAAGCUGCAUAAAUAUAGCUCUCUCUGGUACCCAUGCCGGUUCAGACGUGUGUUUGCUGAUGCAUCCAGAGCAUGUAGGCCAGUCUGCCCCCAGCACUGACACAGUUUGUGAUCCCAAGUGGGGGUCUGAGAGAGUCUCAGAUAGAGUUUCCCCCGUUCCCCCCGUGCCUCCAGUGUUAUUAAUAAACACAAAGUGUGCCUCUGUUUUCCUAGAGACAGACACAGCGCAGAGCUGUCCUUAAAGUUAAACGCAAACUGUCUUUACAGCUGUCUGGACUGUCAACUCCAAACAAAAAGGCCAUGGACAAUCAAACAUCAGCAGAGAAUGAGAAAGAUGUGGUAUCUGAGGACUCACACAUUAGAUUUGUUGAUAUCACAGACAGCAUCCAUACUGACUCUGAAACAGAGACAAAUAUUCCCCCAGAUGAGUGUACACCACAUCCCAUAACACAAAUGGACCAGGCAGUCAUGGACAGCUUGGGACAGCUUUUCGACCAGUGCAUCCAGCAAGUGUCCCACCUGGAGAUGCAGAGGAAUGAGCUGAUACAAGAGCUCCUCCGUCUGCAGGAACCCAUGCUGCGAGUUGUGGAGCACCUGAGAGGGAGGCUGAUGGAGACGAAGAGGCUGCUCAUGCUGGCUCAGAUGGAUUAUAUCGCCGUUUACGAGGAAGUGCAACAGGUGAAGAGGAAACUGUUUGCCACUGCCAAAGACUGCAUCCAGAGCCAGGUGACGCUGGCUGCACAGCAGUAUGAGGUGGCUGAGUCCGCAGUUACGCAGGAGGAGCUCAAGGCCCACAUCCAAAGUCUCACCCAGGAGUUGUCCCAGCUCCAGGAGGCCUACCAGAACCAAGUAAACUCCCUGAGGGACCGGGCCAACAAAUCCUGCAGGCCCAGGGCCAUGAGUGAUGUCAGUCAAUGCCGCCAGGCUUCUGUCAGACUGCAGCGGCGGCUCAGUGGCAGCAUGAGGGCACUGGAGAGUUGGUACGAGCCUCGACUCACGGCCCUCCUGAGAAGAAAGCAGAUUGGGGAGGACGCCCUGAGAAAGAGCAGGGAGCAGGCCAUAGACCUGAGGGCCAGCAUUGGGCCCCUGAGAGAGGACAUACAGAGACUGGAGGUGCAGAGAGCCUGUCUGGUGGAGAGGAUCGCUCUGAUGGAGAGGGAGAGGGAGGAGAGCGUUGCACAAUACAAGGAGACUGUGGAGUCAUUAAAAGAGACUCUGAGGGAACUACAAGUGGAGUUUGAGGUUCAAAGAAACUCUAAGAAAGACUUGGAGGAUCAUAAGGAUGGCCUUGUAAAAGAGCUGACAUUUCUGAGCACAACUGAUCAAGAGGAAAAAAACAAACCUGAAAGUUGGACACAUCUGAGGCCGUUUCAUCACAGACCAGAGUAAAUUUAAGUUUAAGUGCUGCCCAAAAUGUAUUUUAGAAACACAUUACUGCUUAUGCACAU
Messenger RNA from Micropterus salmoides (largemouth bass), 2340 nucleotides. Its product is annotated as syncoilin-like. The transcript is spliced from 5 exons. Bases 1193 to 2281 code for a protein of 362 amino acids. Gene Ontology annotation, cellular component: intermediate filament. The record is from RefSeq and is a predicted model, not a curated record. NCBI's taxonomy places the organism in Eukaryota, Metazoa, Chordata, Actinopteri, Centrarchiformes, Centrarchidae.